Carassius gibelio (silver crucian carp) is the source of this 2377-nucleotide messenger RNA. Its product is annotated as zinc finger protein 664-like. The transcript is spliced from 4 exons. NCBI's taxonomy places the organism in Eukaryota, Metazoa, Chordata, Actinopteri, Cypriniformes, Cyprinidae. The record is from RefSeq and is a predicted model, not a curated record. The coding region runs from base 589 to 1848 and encodes 419 amino acids.
GGUAUAAGAGUAUAAUAAUGAUUCUAGUAUAACACCAAACCAAACACCAAAACAACAAACAGCAUAUAUGUGUAUGUACAACCAAACACACACCCACAUAUAAUUUCAAAUGAUAUAUAUUAUAUUAAAUUAUAAAUCCCGUUUUAAAAUCCAUGACAAAUAGCGCACUGAAGAACAGAAUAUGCACUCCUAGACUGAUAUCCCUUCCCUCCAGCACAGGAGGUGGCGAUAUACACCUCAAAUCUGUUCUACACCUCUCUAAUAACCCCACAGAAGAAGAAGAAGCAGCUUUCGCAGCUGUGGAGUCCAGUCGAGUCUUUCGAGGAGAGGGCCGUGCAGAGACCUUUGGAGGGGCAGGUGCUCAAAGUAUAAACGGGGCACAGAUGCUAGUGGCUGUAACCAUUUACCCUCCUUGUUAGUGCGUCCGCCUCCCAUGCCUGAGACCCGGGUUCGAGCCCCGCGAGGAGCAUCAGAGAGGACCCGGAAAUUCAGCUGGAAUAUUCCAAUCCAUUUACAAUUGAAGACGAGCAUCAAAGCUUCAGGAAUAAAUCUGUAAAGACUGAGUUUAUUAAAGAGGAAAGAGAGGAGAUGGAAGAUCCAGAACCCUGCAGAAUCAAACACACUGAAGAUACUGAAGAACUAACAGAGUUGAUUGAAGAAAAUGAGCAAAAUGAAGAUUUGAGUGAAGUUGAAGAGAAAAAUAACUUUAAAAAUGGAGAAAAAACAUUUUUUUUAAAGAAAACAAGAGCCAAGAGAUAUUUCACCUGCACUCAGUGUGGAAAGAGAUUGACAUCGAAAUAUAAUCUUAAUGUUCACAUGAGAAUUCAUACAGAAGAGAAACCAUUCACUUGUGACCAGUGUGGAAAGCGUUUCAAACACUUAGCAAACCUUAAGGAUCACUUGAACAUCCACACUAGAGAGAAAUUGUACACAUGUGAUCAAUGUGGAAAAACAUUUUUGUGGGCUUCAGUCCUGAAAACACACCUAAGAGUUCAUACAAAGGAGAAACCACAUUCAUGUCAUUUGUGUGGAAAGAGUUUUUCAUAUCUACACCAUUUUAAAGAACAUCAGAAAAUACAUACUGGUGUGAGAGAUUACAUGUGCUUUGAGUGUGAGAAGACUUUUACUUCAGCGGGCGGUUUAAAACAUCACCAGAGGAUGCACACUGGAGAGAAACCUUACAAGUGUUCACACUGUGGCAAGAGAUUCAGUCGGACAGGACACCUGAAAAUACAUGAGAGGAUUCACACUGGAGAGAAACCUUACAAGUGUUCACACUGUGACAAGAGAUUCAAUGAUUCAGGAGACUUGAAAACACAUGAGAGGAUUCACACUGGAGUGAAACCUUACACAUGUUCACACUGUGACAAGAUAUUCAAUAAUUCAGGAGACUUAAAAACACAUGAGAGAAUUCAUACUGGAGAGAAACCAUACAAGUGUUCACACUGUGACAAGAGAUUCAGUAUGUCAUCAAAUCUGAAAACACAUGAGAGGAUCCACACUGGAGAGAAACCUCACAAGUGUUCACACUGUGACAAGACAUUCAAUCAGUCAGCAAAUCUGAAAACACAUGAGAGGAUUCACACUGGAGAGAAACCUUACAAGUGUUCACACUGUGACAAGAGAUUCAGUAUGUCAUCAAAUCUGAAAACACAUGAGAGGAUCCACACUGGAGAGAAACCUCACAAGUGUUCACACUGUGAUAUGAGAUUCAGUCAGUCAGGACAUCUAAAAACACAUGAGAGGAUUCACACCGGAGAGAAACCAUAUCACUGCACUGCACAUGGGAAGGGUUUUAAUCAAUCUUCUUCUCUACACAGUCAUACAAAAAACAUUCACAGUAAGUAGAACAUCUUUAGAUCCAGCACUUUCAGAUCUGAUUCACAUCAUCACCAAAUGAGACAAUAAUGCAUCAAGCAGUAAAAUAUCUGGAUAAAUCUGUCAUUAAAAGUGACAUGACAAAGAAGCAUUAUCUAUGUCACGAUCAUUAGCUGGAGAACUCAUAAACUCCAAUAGAGGACACUCCACUCAGGACUGUGGCAUUUUGGUUUCCAUCCCCUUUUUCGAACUCCAUUUCCCAUCCUGCCUUAUUCCUGGGACUGAUUGCACACACACACACAUAUAAUCAGAACAAUCACACUCAGUCUUGGCAAAGUCUUGUUUAGCCCUGUCUAGCAUUUCCGAGCGCUUUACCUGUGUUUGUUCUUCCCAUGUCUGAUUUUGGAUUGUGUAUACUGCCUUGGAUUCUCUGCCGCCUUCCUCGAACUCUUGCUUGUUAACGUUUCUGUAUUUGGAUAUGUCCCUGAAAUACUUGCUGUUCUCCGAUCUCUGCCUGUAUAACCAUUCUCUUAUAAAAUAUACUGCAUAUGGUUCAGAA